AUGUUCAGUGUUGGAAUGUGUGCAAGAUAUCAAUCAAAUCCCAAAGAAUCACAUUUGAUAGCUGCUAAAUGGAUCUUGAAAUACAUCAAGGGAACAAUUCAGUAUGGGAUAUGGUAUUCCAAGGACAGUGAACUUAGUCUGAUUGCAUAUUGUGAUGCUGAUUGGGCAGGAAAUAUUGAUGACAGGAAAAGUACAUCAGGUGCAUGCUUCUUUGUUGGAAAGAAUUUAGUAUCAUGGCUAAGCAAGAAACGGAAUUCAAUCUCUCUAAGUACUGCAGAGGCAGAAUACAUAGCAGCUGGAGGAUGUUGCACUCAGUUGGUCUGGAUGAAGCAAAUGCUUCUAGAUUAUGGAUUGAUUAAUAAGGCAGAAUGA
This is a messenger RNA of Ipomoea nil (Japanese morning glory), 372 nucleotides long. RefSeq lists its product as uncharacterized. The record is from RefSeq and is a predicted model, not a curated record. Lineage: Eukaryota; Viridiplantae; Streptophyta; Magnoliopsida; Solanales; Convolvulaceae. The coding region runs from base 1 to 372 and encodes 123 amino acids. The transcript has 2 exons.